Molecule: messenger RNA, 2395 nt
Organism: Megalops cyprinoides (Indo-Pacific tarpon)
Lineage: Eukaryota; Metazoa; Chordata; Actinopteri; Elopiformes; Megalopidae
Product: transforming growth factor beta activator LRRC33-like
Exons: 4
Coding region: 264-2339 (691 amino acids)
Cellular component (GO): extracellular matrix
Molecular function (GO): protein binding
Source: RefSeq, a predicted model, not a curated record
GUAGAGUGAAGAAGCCUACACACGUUCAAAUCCAACCCUGAGGCAGCUGUCUUUCAUCACUGAUGUAAAUGGAGCGCCACUCUGAGUUUGUUGAAAGGAUUCUGAAUACUGAUGCGGGCAUUGGACAAAUAACUGCAUGAAGCAUGUUUGUGCUGGGGUGAUCCUUGCAAGAGGCUACUGUGAGCAACGGAGAAGUCGGAGACAUGACUCAAGAAUAGUCUUUGUGGAGGAGGUGAACUUAACUGUCCACUGAUGGUGUUAAGAUGCCCCUCCGAGUCUUCCUCCCCUACCUGGCCUGCCUCGCUGUGGGCCUGCCCUGGGACAUUCUGACACCGGCUGCCAGCCACAGCGAGUAUGCCCACCAAGGCCACUGCCAACUGACACAGCGGACCGCUCUGUGCGAUGGAUCUCAGCUAUCAUCUGUGCCUGCAGACCUGCCAGGGGACAUUGAGGAGCUCAAUUUAAAUUGCAAUCACAUCGGAAUGUUAAAAAACACCUGUCUCUCUGGUUACCCUCAUCUCCGUGUCCUGAGCUGUGCCAGCUGCCACCUGGAUGGCAUUGAGUCAAAUGUCUUCCACAACACCCUUUAUUUGGAGAACCUCAACUUGGCUGAAAAUGACCUUUGCAGCAGGUACCAGUCGACUGGCCAGGCCUUACGGCUGCUGUCGCAAUUGAAGGCCUUGGACCUGUCACAAAAUGGGCUGACAGAGGACAUGGUCUCUUUCAUUCUGAGGAACAUGUCCUCCCUAGAGUACCUGUCUCUCUCUGGGAAUGUCCUACUGAGGCUGGACCAGGCCAUCUUCAGCGACCUCCACCAGCUGGAGGAGCUGCACCUGGAGCGGAAUGCACUCUAUGAGAUCGAGGAAGGGGCCCUUGACGGCCUGCACAAGCUCAGGAGACUCAACCUGGCCUUCAACGGCCUGCCCUGCCUCGUGAACUUCCGCCUCACCCAGCUGAAGGUGUUGAAUGCCAGCCACAACAACAUAGAGUGGUUCAUCUCCGACCAGGGCAUGGACGAACCUUUCCAUCUGGAGACCCUGGAUCUCCAGGACAACAAGCUUCUCUUCUUCCCGUUCCUGCCCACUCGCAGCCGGGUCCGGAGUUUGCUGCUGUCUAACAACAAGGUCAGCUUCUACCAGCACCUCGCGGACCGCCGCUCUCCAAACUGGACCACCAGCGUCCAGUUCUUCAACCUGAACGGUAACCACAGCAACGUCACGGCUGACCUGUGGGACGAGGCACUUCACGGUGACAUCUCCUCGGUGGACCUGCUGGACUUAACUGGGAACCAGGUUAGCUAUCUCCCUCAGGGCUUCUUAAGUAAAAUGCCUAAGUUGUCAAGGCUGAGACUGGGAAGGAACUGCCUGGAGUCUUUUGGCUUUUCUUCCGAAGAGCUUUCAGCCUCUCUGUAUGAGCUGGACAUGAGCAAUAACAGAAUAACUGUGCUUCAUGCUAAUGAGAGCUGCCUGACCACACUGGGUAAUCUUACUCACCUCAACCUGAGUCUGAAUGACCUACAGAGGUUUCCAUCUAGAAUGUUCACAGCUUUGCCCAGCCUCACCACUUUGGACCUUAGUUAUAGCAAAGUGGACAUAUGCUUUUCAGAGAAAUUAGACAGAGGCGCACAGCCCCAUGACUGUGUGGUGUGGACAAAUGUCAGUUCCCUGAGACAGCUGUUUUUAAGAGGGUGCAACCUAGGCCGCAUCCCACCCUACGCUUUUGGCGGCACUCCACUAAUACACCUUGAUCUGUCCGACAACCCUGGAAUCGUUCUAGGAUGUGAUUCGCUAGCAGGCCUCAGCGAAACAUUGCAGCACUUAAGUCUGGGAAACACAGGCAUUAAAGACUUUGACUUCACCCCAUUCAUUCACCUAAGAUCAUUAGACCUUUCCAGGAACUCCAUAUCCCAUGUUCCUGGCUCCUUAACCAGCCCAGGCCUGAGGUGGCUGGACCUGAGGAACAACGACCUGAACACCAUCCCCUUCCACCAGGCUAAGACACUGAGCACAACUCUACAGACCCUAUUCAUUGGGGGAAACCCAUUCAACUGCUGCGAGCUGGAAUGGUACCGAGUGCUAGAGGGGGGGAGCUCUGUGAAUAUCGCAGACAGGUCCGACGUGACGUGUCAACAUGUCACCCGUGGGAGGCAGAGCGUGGAGCGCAUGAGUGGACACCCCUGCCGGAAUGGCAGGGACGAAUCUGGCUGGUGGUACGUGGCGCUCUUCCUGCCCCUGUGCCUCUCUUUCGUGGGCAUCAUUGUCAUUUUUGUGCUCACUUUUAAGUCCACCCAGGUGCCCAAGGUGAUAAAGAAGAGGUACCUGAGGACCACCACAUAUUAGUAUGGAUGGGGAAAUAAAGUAAUGUCGUUACAUGGUCUGACUGGUUCCAGGGUACU